UUGGUUAACUUAGUAUUGGUGGUUUUAUUUACAGGUGUUAUCCUAGUGUUAAUUCAGCCUGAGGGUGUAUUCUUUGGGUUUGAUCAUUUGAUUAGGUUCAGUGAUGCUACUAAUAAUAUUAAAUUUUUAGUGUUAACUGUUUCUGCUUUAUUGAUUUAUUCAUGUAGAGUUUACUUAUCUAAAUAUUUAACAGCGGAUGCAUUAUUAGUGCUUUUGUUAUCUAUUAUUGGGAUGUUUCUUGCAUUGAUGGCAUAUGAUUUUAGAUUAAUGUUUAUUGGUUUAGAACUUAUGGGGAUAUCUUUUUAUAUUUUAAUAGCAUUAGAUAAAAAUAUAAAAAGUUCUAUUAAAGCAGGAUUAAACUAUUAUGUGGUUGGUUCAGCUAUGACUGCUAUUAAUUUAUUAGGUAUUGUUAUGGUUUACAAAUCUACUGGGUCUUUUAAUUGGUUAAAUCAAUCACAGAUAAAUUUAUUUUUAGGUAAUGAUAGUACACUAUCAUUAGGGGUAAUGUUGAUUAUUAUAAGCUUAUUGUUUAAAUUAGCAGCAGCUCCAUUCCAUUUAUGGGCUCCUAAAAUUUAUGGGGAUUCUUCAUUAUUUAUGGUUAUUUUUCAAGGGUUAAUUCCAAAAAUGCCUUUAUUAUUUAUUAUGUUCUCUGUUAUAAAUUUUGUUUCAGUAUCUUCUGAUUUAUCUCUUUAUACAUUAAUCUGGCUUUCUGUUUGUUUAUCUGUAUUAUUGGGCUCAUUAGGUCUUUUAUUCCAAAGUAAUUUUAAAACUAUAUUUAUAUACUCUUCUAUUACUAAUAUUGGAUUAGCCUUGUCUGCAGUAUCUAAUAUGUCAGAAACAAGUGCUCAGACAUUAGCGGUAUUCAUUACUAUUUAUACAUUAAUGUCUGUAGCAUUAGCAAUAUUAUUCUUUUCAUUUGGAACUAAUAAUUUAAGAGCAUUAAAAGGAUUAAUAGAAAUUAAUCCUUAUUUAGCUAUAGCAGCAGCAUUAAUUUUAUUUUCAUUAGCAGGUGUUCCUCCAUUAGCUGGGUUUUAUUCUAAGUUUUCAAUUAUUUAUAAUACAAUGUAUAAUGAAACAUUUAUUGUAAUGAUCCCAUUGAUUAUUGGAAGUUGUGUUUCAGCAUUUUAUUAUUUAUAUUUAAUAAAAACUUGUUUCUUAGAUAAACCAGAGUCUAAAACACCUUUGUUUAUUACUUAUUAUCAAAGUUUAUCUUUGUUUGUGGCUACAGGAGUUGUCUUGCUAGUCUCUACUAAGCCCUGGUUAGUAGUUAUUAUUAGUGGAACGAUGUUAGGAAUGGGAGAAACAAUUUAUGUAUAG
Messenger RNA from Fonticula alba, 1317 nucleotides. The record is from the annotation of a RefSeq genome assembly. NCBI's taxonomy places the organism in Eukaryota, Rotosphaerida, Fonticulaceae.